AUGCGGGGAAGAAGACGCGAGGGACGGCCACCGGGGGUCGUCGGGUCGCCGGAGCCGCGGAGGGUAAAGUCAUCGGUCGUCGAGGAAAGCAGCUUCGUGCGGGAUAGCCGGGUCGUGGUCGCGAGGUCUGGGUCGGCGAGGAGGGGGGCUUGGACGGCGGGGGAACUUGGAACAGGAGAAAGGUGGAGGCAUAUAUUGGGUAUGGAGGAUGGAGGCUGA
Molecule: messenger RNA, 219 nt
Organism: Linum trigynum
Lineage: Eukaryota; Viridiplantae; Streptophyta; Magnoliopsida; Malpighiales; Linaceae
Source: the annotation of a GenBank genome assembly